AUGCGGUCUAUUAUUCCGCUGACGGCUCUACUAUGUUCCAUAGCCUUUAUUCUUCCAUCAGAUGCCAAUAAAUUCGAUCAAAUAAAGGAGAUCUACAGCAAUCCCUUGGCACAUGGAUUUGGUGAGGACAUUGACUGGGUACCGUGGGAAGAUGCCAUCGAAAAGGCCUUGGACACAAACAAACCAAUCUUCCUGCUCAUUCACAAGACAUGGUGCCAUGCUUGUAAAGCACUCAAGAAGACUUUCCAACAAUCAAACGCUCGUAAGGCAUUCAAGAAGCUUUCGGAGUAUUUCGUCAUGGUGAACACUGAAGAUGAUGAGGAGCCAUUUGAAGAGGAAUACCGACCAGACGGAAAGUACAUCCCAAGGCUUUUGUUCCUCGGUAUGAAUCGAUUCGAUCGAUAUAUUACGGUACCACUGAUUAGUAGCAUUGUUUACUUGUUUACAGACAAAAAUGGUGAUCUUCUCGAUCAGUUCAAGAACAAGAAAGCCGAAUACAAAAAUUACGCCUACUACUACUCAUCACCGGCUGAUAUCAUCAACUCGAUGAAGGAUGUCUUACGAUUCUUCGAAAUUGAGGUGAUAACGCACUACUGGUUAAUUACGGUAAUAUAA
This is a messenger RNA of Cooperia oncophora, 615 nucleotides long. Lineage: Eukaryota; Metazoa; Nematoda; Chromadorea; Rhabditida; Trichostrongylidae. The record is from the annotation of a GenBank genome assembly.